CAGCUGCGUCGCCGCAUAACGUCGUUUGGCACUUGUGUCGCGAUACAGCCGGCGACGUUUAUUCACAUCAUGGUCAACCCGGCUAACGUAUCGUCUAACGCGUCCUGGGGCGAUGGAAAUGGCACCGUCGCCGCCAAUUCUUCCUCUUCCCACGGAGUCACGUCGAUUCUGUACCUCUAUCCCCACAUCGCCAUCCCAACCCUGGUCGCAGGGGCGGUGAUCUUCCUGGUAGGAGUUGUGGGGAACGUGGUGGUGGUCGCCAGCGUGCUCCGCUUCAAACAGGGCGGCAUAUACUUCUACCUACUGAGCCUGUCGGUCGCCGACUUGCUGGUCCUUCUCUUCGGCCUGCCUAUAAAAAUCGCGGAGUGGUUCUUCCUGUCCGAGUGGGUGCUGGGAAAGGCCAUGUGUAAGAUCCUGGCGUAUCUACAGAUGCUGUCUUUCACCGCCUCUGUCAUGACUUUAACGGCUAUUGCAAUCGAACGGAAAUUUGUGAUCCUGAACCCGGUGAAGGCCCGUACCCAGCAGGGCAGACACAGAGCGUACCGGGCGCUGCUGCUGGUGUGGGUCAUCUCACUCAUCCUCAGCUCACCCAUCCUGUACCCUGCGACGACGAGGCUGUUUGAAGGUGGAGACGGUGAGCAGGUGUGUCACUGUGUGCACGCCUGGCCGGCCCCGCUGUACGGCCGCCUGUACGCUGUCUACAACUUGGUGGUGAUACUCGCGGUGCCGCUAUGUGUCAUGACGUACAUGUACAUCCGGUCUGGGCACGAGGUCCUGGUCGCCAGGAAGGGAGGCUACCAGGGGACCAAACACGGACGGAAAGACCGGAACAUCUUUCACAUGAGGUGUCUCAGGAAGAUUUGUGGGAAAAGAAGUCGAGACCCCGUGGAUCCAGACUCGGACAAUGUCUUAACAGCUCACAGACGGGGAACCCUCUUGAAGGUGAUCAAGUUCAUGAUAGGCCUGGUGGCGGUCUUCACGAUCUGCUGGGCGCCUCUCCUCAUCUACAACCUGCUCAUCAAGUUUGAGGUGAUCUCUCGCUACACCCAGACGGCCUACAUCCUGAAGCUGGCACUACAUCUCCUGGCACACUCCAACAGCUGCGCAAACCCCGUCUGUUACGCCUUCCUCUCAAGACAUUUUAGACUACGUGGAAAGCCGCCCAGCGGCAACUGGAUGGCCAGUCGGUCAACAAUGCUGAGGGCCACAACAACCGGCAGCGGGCCAGGCAGGUCCAAACCGUCCAUUCACAUGGACAGAGCAACCUACUCACCCAGCAAUUUGAGCAGAAGCACGGGGUACACGAGCAGCAGUGCCACCUACCCACGUCGAUGGAAUAGCAGGCACGGUUCCCCCAAAGACAGAAGAACAUGUAAUGUUACAAGCAGUUCUAGUUCAUAUGAGGGCGCAAAACUACAUGUUACACUCCACCGCACAUGCUCGCUUACAAUAGAAACGACAUCCAAAUAUCCAGUAGAACCAAAACAUGGAACUGGGAAAGUCGACAGCAGACAGUACAAGUCUGCGAAAUUUAGAAGACGACUUCAGUUAUCUGACAAUCUAUCCGAGAGCGGAGUAUUUGGCGAACAAGAUCAAAACUAUGAGUUAGCAACUAUUGGAGAGUUAAGUAACCAGGUCCUAAAACCAGUUCAUUUUGAAACUUCGGUGUAGAAGGCAAACGGUGAAGUGACGUGGGGGAAAUAUUUCUGUCAUCAAACCCUGUAAUUUAAUGUCGUUAUCUGUUGUUGUCAUCUUGUAUGUAUUGUUUUCAGUAGACUGGG
Molecule: messenger RNA, 1781 nt
Organism: Branchiostoma belcheri (Belcher's lancelet)
Lineage: Eukaryota; Metazoa; Chordata; Leptocardii; Amphioxiformes; Branchiostomatidae
Product: pyroglutamylated RFamide peptide receptor-like
Exons: 7
Coding region: 70-1671 (533 amino acids)
Biological process (GO): G protein-coupled receptor signaling pathway
Cellular component (GO): membrane
Molecular function (GO): G protein-coupled receptor activity
Source: RefSeq, a predicted model, not a curated record